AUGCUGCUUGUGCUGCUGACGCUCUCGUGGCUGCCAUCGGGAGGCGCCCUAUCUCUGGCCCAGGAGCGCGUCCCGGUCCUCCCAGGACACUCAGAUGCACACUCCAGUCCGAAUGUCUCCAGACUCCGGGAGUUGCGGAAACGCUACGAAGAUUUGCUGAGCAGGCUUCGCGCAAACCAGACCUGGGAAGACUCGAACCCCGACCUCAUCCCUGUCACUCAAGUCCAGAUACUUACCCCAAAGCUGAGACUCGGGCCAGGCGGCCACCUGCACCUGGGCAUCCCCCGGGCCAACCUGACUAAGGGGUUCCCCGCAGCCUCCCGCCUGCAUCGGGCCCUGCUCAGGCUGUCUCCGCCGCACUCGGGCUCAUGGGAUGUGACGCGACCCAUGCAGCGUCAGAUCGGCGUCGGUAUCUUCCGGGAGCCCGCACUGCGCCUGCAUCUGCUGCAGCCGUCUGAUCAGUUGUUGGCGGCAACUUCCUCACCGCUCCGCUUGGAGCUGCACUGGCAGCCACGUGCCCGCAGGGGGCGCCGCAGCACGCAUGCGCGCGCUCCGGACGGCUGCCCGCUGGGGGAAGGGCGCUGCUGCCGCCUGCUGAGCCUGCGCGCUUCGCUCGACGACUUGGGCUGGGCCGACUGGGUAAUGGCGCCGCGCGAGCUGGAUGUGCGCAUGUGCAGCGGUGCGUGCCCGAGCCAGUUCCGGUCGGCUAACAGGCAUGCGCAGAUGCUGGCGCGUCUGCACCGCCUGAAGCCUGAGGGCGCUCCGGCGCCGUGCUGCGUGCCCGCCAGCUACGAGCCCGUGGUGCUCCUGCACCGGGACAGCGAGGGCCGCGUGUCACUCACGCCCUACGACGACCUCGUGGCCAACGACUGCCACUGCUUAUGAGUGGACCUAGGACUCCGCUGGCGGCACGUGCACAGUGGAGGUGACCUCAGUCCCUGCCUGUUGAAUGGAAUGGGUUCGUGGCACCUGAAGUAUC
Molecule: messenger RNA, 979 nt
Organism: Miniopterus natalensis
Lineage: Eukaryota; Metazoa; Chordata; Mammalia; Chiroptera; Miniopteridae
Gene: GDF15
Product: growth differentiation factor 15
Cellular component (GO): extracellular region
Molecular function (GO): growth factor activity; cytokine activity
Source: RefSeq, a predicted model, not a curated record